Marasmius oreades (fairy-ring Marasmius) is the source of this 1269-nucleotide messenger RNA. RefSeq lists its product as uncharacterized. The coding region runs from base 18 to 1031 and encodes 337 amino acids. The transcript has 5 exons. Lineage: Eukaryota; Fungi; Basidiomycota; Agaricomycetes; Agaricales; Marasmiaceae. The record is from RefSeq and is a predicted model, not a curated record.
AACAAACCUCGUAGCAAAUGUCGACAGACCCACUUCCAACGUUUUCUUCCCAUUCUACACCUGCAAACCCGCAAUUCAUAGCCAAUUUUGCCCCAAAAACCUCAGAUUCGUCGUAUCAGUCAUUAUUGAAGUCGCCACAACCUGGGCCAUCAACAUGGCAGUCGAGUAACAAUCCGACCCCUCAAAAAGCUCAAAAGAAGAAAUUGAGAACCUCGGAGGAAAAUGAGAUUACAGAUGCCACUGCAGCCAGGUUUGUAUCACGACUGGCAGAGGAUCAUGCCGCCGCCCUCAACCCCGAUGUCGAUUCCCCAUUUAUAGACACUGUCGACAUAGUGAAACGCCUUCUUCCUUAUCACAUAUAUCUAAAUCCCAAGGAGGAUCUGAAGCCUCUGAUAUUCGAUCGUAAGGGAAAGAGUAGGGCGGAUCAGCUGAGGAAGGAAAAUGAAGAAACGAAGUUUGCUUUGAGUUGUUUCAAAAGGCGAAGAAACCUUGAAAAGCGGUUCAGAAUUGCCAGGAUUAAAACGGGCCAAACACCUUUCAAGGAAGCAGCUGUAGUACUUGAUCAAGUUGUACUGGAGACUGAGAGAUCAGAAUUGGCAAAACUCAACAGCGAGCUUAGGGCAGCCCGUGCUGAACUAGAGAGACUAGAAAGAGCAAAGCGAGCGGCUUCCAGUACACCGAGACACUCUUACUAUCCCUCGGCUGUACCAACGAGUGUUCCCACCGCACCGACUGCUUACUAUCGAGCCUAUCCGUAUGCGUACGCCCAGGCGUACGGUACAGCGUUAGCAACACCUCCCUCCAUCUCCACUUUCGCAAUCACUCCCACCGCAGCUGCAGCUGCACCUGUAUCUACAUCACACUCAGCCCAAGCGCCAGUACAUGGAUCAUCAGCACCGACAACAUCAACGCUAGUACCAGCCGCCAUACCCGCACCAACGGCGGCAUCACCGUCGGAUCUGCAAUUCCUGUGCAACUACCUCUGUCUUCACUCCCAGCUCUCCAUCAACUCGGUAUCAUACCCGCCGUAGCAUCAGCACCAGCAACGGGACAACCGGCUCCCGCUGCUAUUUUACGUGGUUCCGCUGGCAAUAUGCUCAACCUGGAAAUCAAUGUAUCACAACUUCAACCAGCUCAGAUGAGCGGGUUAGCUCUCAUCUUGAACUCUUUGAUGUCCCGCACAAAUUCUCCAUCGGUUGCUCAGGUAUCUGCUACCCCUCUAUCCUCAGCCGCAACAACAUCAGCAAGCACCACAUCUAAUAUAACGGC